CCCCUGUUUUGUUUCCAUGGCGACAGGCGGCGCGAGGUCCGCUCCAAACAUAACGCGCUGUGGAAAACAUGCGGCUCGGGGGACCCCCCCGCAACCUCCGCUCGGGGCCGAGAGCCGAGGGGGCCCGGGGCUGCCGGGGCCACGUGAAGUUUGACAAGUGCCCCCAGGGCCAGACCAGCCGCACCAGAUGCCCCUCGCCCAAGCCCUCCGCGUCGGCGGCGGUUCGCGGCUGCUCUCGGCACUGGCGCCGCGACUCUCCCCGGCGCGCCUGGAUGGCAGCCCUGUACCCCGGCCGGGGCCGCCUCAGGAUGAGCCCGCGGCCGCGCGCCUCCGAGGUCCGAGGCCCCACCUCCGGCAGCGCCGCCGCCGCCGCCGCUCAGGCCGCGAAAACCAGCGCCUCCCCAGGGGCGCCCCCCCAACCCCAACCCCCCGUGGCCAAAGAGACGGCGGCCGGGGGCGGCUCCCGGCCGGGGAAGGCGGGCACUUACGGGGAGGUGCUUCCGGGUCAGAGGGUGUGCAAGAUGGCGGCGCCCAUGGAGCUAUUCUGCUGGUCCGGGGGCUGGGGGCUCCCGUCGGUGGACCUGGACAGUCUGGCCGUGCUGACCUAUACCAGAUUCACAGGUGCUCCACUGAAGGUACAUAAGAUCAGCAACCCUUGGCAGAGUCCUUCAGGAACUCUGCCUGCCCUUCGAACCAGCAGUGGAGAGGUCAUCUCAUCGCCACAGAAGAUCAUCACCCAUCUUCGUAAAGAGAAGUAUAAUGCUGAUUAUGAUCUGUCAGCUCGGCAAGGAGCAGAUACCCUAGCCUUCAUGUCUCUGUUGGAGGAGAAACUACUCCCUGUGCUAAUACAUACUUUCUGGAUAGAUGCCAAGAACUAUGUGGAAGUGACCCGGAAGUGGUAUGCAGAGGCUAUGCCCUUUCCCCUCAACUUCUUCCUGCCAGGCCGCAUGCAGCGCCAGUACAUGGAGCGGCUGCAGCUGCUGUGUGGCGAGCACAAGCCAGAGAACGAGGAAGAACUAGAGAAGGAGCUAUAUCAAGAGGCUCGGGAGUGCCUAACCCUUCUCUCCCAACGUCUGGGCCCUCAGAAGUUCUUCUUUGGCGAUGCCCCUGCCUCCCUGGAUGCCUUUGUUUUCAGCCAUUUGGCCCUGCUGCUGCAGGCAAAGCUGCCCAGUGGGAAGCUGCAGGCCCACCUUCACGGGCUGCACAACCUCUGUGUCUACUGUACCCACAUCCUUAGCCUCUACUUCCCCCGCGAUGGAGCUGAGGUGCCACCUCCACGCCAGACACCAGCAGCCCCUGAGACCGAGGAGGAGCCCUACCGGCGCCGGAACCAGAUUCUGUCUGUGCUGGCAGGGCUGGCAGCCAUGGUGGGCUAUGCCUUGCUCAGUGGCAUCGUUUCUAUCCAGCGGGCAACCCCUGCUCGGGCCCCAAGCACCCGGGCCUUGGGCAUGGCUGAGGAAGAUGAAGAGGAAUAAUGUGUUCAUGCUCUUAGGACUGAUUUUUCUACUGUCAUGCAUUCCAGAUGCCCCAUUGUUGGAGCAGCCAAAAAUGGGGUGCUCUCCUUAGAAUAAAGCUGUUCACACUGAGAUCAAA
This is a messenger RNA of Peromyscus eremicus (cactus mouse), 1593 nucleotides long. It is a transcript of the gene Mtx1, whose product is annotated as metaxin 1. The transcript is spliced from 8 exons. Gene Ontology annotation, biological process: mitochondrion organization. NCBI's taxonomy places the organism in Eukaryota, Metazoa, Chordata, Mammalia, Rodentia, Cricetidae. The record is from RefSeq and is a predicted model, not a curated record. Bases 69 to 1475 code for a protein of 468 amino acids. Gene Ontology annotation, cellular component: SAM complex.